Molecule: messenger RNA, 1095 nt
Organism: Striga hermonthica
Lineage: Eukaryota; Viridiplantae; Streptophyta; Magnoliopsida; Lamiales; Orobanchaceae
Source: the annotation of a GenBank genome assembly
AUGGGCUGGGGGAACGUGUUCUUCACCCUGGUGAUCACCUUCUCGGCGGCGCUCAUCACUUACAACAUCAUCAUAUCCGCCAACGCCUCCCUCAAGGGAGACUUCCCCGGCCCCUCCUCGUCGGAGAAUUCGGCUCCAUCCUCCCCCUCCGCGGUGGAGCCCAUCAUCCGAUUGCCGCGCUCCGCCGGCGGGAAGAAGAGGCUCUUCCACACCGCCGUCACCGCCUCCGACUCGAUCUACAACACGUGGCAGUGCCGGGUGAUGUACUACUGGUUCAAGAAGCAGAAGGCCAUGAAUCCCGACUCCGAGAUGGGGGGUUUCACUAGGGUUCUGCACUCCGGGAAGCCGGACGGCUUCAUGGACGAGAUCCCCACCUUCGUCGCCCAGCCCCUGCCCGAUGGGAUGGACCAGGGUUACAUAGUCCUGAACAGACCAUGGGCAUUUGUGCAGUGGCUUCAGCAAGCCAAGAUUGAGGAAGACUACAUAUUCAUGUCUGAGCCAGACCACAUUCUGGUCAAGUCCAUCCCAAACUUAUCCAGAGAUGGGCUGGGAGCUGCAUUUCCUUUCUUCUACAUUGAUCCCAAGAAAUACGAGAAUGUGCUGCGAAAAUUCUUCCCCGAGGAAAAUGGGCCGAUAACUAAAAUCGAUCCCAUUGGAAAUUCUCCUGUGAUUGUAGGGAAGGAUGCUUUGCAAAAGAUAGCUCCCACUUGGAUGAACGUUUCCUUGGCUAUGAAGAAGGAUGCCGAGGCCGAUAAAGCUUUUGGAUGGGUUCUUGAGAUGUAUGGUUAUGCAGUUGCAUCAGCAUUACAGGGUGUGAGCAAUAUCUUGCACAAGGAAUUCAUGAUUCAGCCUCCGUGGGACACAACGAUCAGCAAUACCUACAUAAUUCAUUAUACUUAUGGAUGUGACUACGAUUUGCAGGGUAAGAUGACUUACGGAAAAAUUGGAGAGUGGAGAUUUGACAAAAGAUCAUAUACCAAUACCUGGCCUCCAAAAAAUCUUUCUUUGCCGCCUCCUGGUGUUCCAGAAAGCGUGGUUACACUGGUGAAGAUGGUGAAUGAGGCGACUGCCAAUAUUCCAAACUGGGGUUCCUAA